Messenger RNA from Culex quinquefasciatus (southern house mosquito), 2100 nucleotides. RefSeq names its product cationic amino acid transporter 2. Gene Ontology annotation, cellular component: plasma membrane. The record is from RefSeq and is a predicted model, not a curated record. Gene Ontology annotation, molecular function: amino acid transmembrane transporter activity. Bases 160 to 1935 code for a protein of 591 amino acids. Gene Ontology annotation, biological process: transmembrane transport; amino acid transport. NCBI's taxonomy places the organism in Eukaryota, Metazoa, Arthropoda, Insecta, Diptera, Culicidae. The transcript has 4 exons.
ACAUCGUCGAGCACGGUUCGGUUCCAAUCCCACGGUUUACGGUGCGCGAGCGAAAAAAAAAACGAUCGAAAAGUGCAACAUUUCUUCCUACGCGACGAAACAGACGCGUUAUCAACGCAACACGCAGCGCAACGCUACGCAACACGCGAAAAGAUAACCAUGCACAAAUUCUUCAAAGCUCUAAGCCGCAAAAAACCGAACGAUGACGACGGCAGUCACUCCAAGCUGGCCCGCGUCCUGACGCUACUGGACCUUACGGGGUUGGGCGUCGGCAGUACGCUCGGACUGGGCGCGUACGUUCUGGCCGGAUCGGUGGCGUACGAACAGGCUGGCCCGGCCGUGGUGGUGUCCUUCGUGAUUGCAGCUUUGGCAGCGGCCAUCGCCGGGCUGUGCUAUGCGGAGUUUGCGGCGAGGGUUCCAAAGGCUGGGUCGGCUUAUAUUUAUACUUAUAUUACGAUUGGGGAGUUUGCCGCGUUCACGAUCGGGUGGAACCUAAUGCUGGAGUACAUCAUUGGAACCGCCAGCGUAGCACGUGGACUCAGUGGUUACAUUGACGCCUUGAUCGACUACCGAAUGGCGAACGCGUUGCGCAGUGUGAUGGAAAUCAGGGUGAGCUUCAUGUCCCAGUAUCCGGAUUUUCUGUCGUUUCUGGUGGUGUUGACGAUUGCUGCGCUGUUGGCGUACGGGGUUAAGGAGUCUACCAUGCUGAAUAACAUCUUCACUGGGGUUAACUUGAUGGUGAUCGCCGUGGUGUUGAUUUCGGUGGGGACUAAAGCGAACUACGCCAAUUGGAAUAUCAAACCGGAAGAUAUUCCGUCGGAGAUUGAUGGAGGAGCAGGUGGUUUCUUGCCCUAUGGUAUCGCUGGUGUGAUGGCCGGAGCUGCCAAGUGCUUCUAUGGGUACGUGGGAUUCGACUGCAUCGCUUCGACUGGUGAGGAGGCAAGGAAUCCUUCAAGAAAUAUCCCGUUGGCCAUCAUAUUUUCGUUAAUUAUUAUCUUCCUGUCGUACUUUGGAGUGGCGACCGUAUUGACCAUGGCCCUCCCGUACUACCUGCAGGAUCCAAAGGCUCCCUUCCCGAAUCUUUUCGACUGGCUCGGCUGGCAUGAGAUCAAGUGGAUCGUCUCGAUUGGAGCCAUCUUUUCGCUGUGCACAAACUCUCUGGGAGCGAUGUUCCCAUUGCCACGUGUCUUGUACGCAAUGUCCUCCGACGGAAUUAUGUUCAAGAAGCUACGCGCCGUAAACUCCAAGACAAAAACUCCCAUUUUGGCAACGAUCAUUUCUGGAGCCAUAUCAGGUACGAUGGCCCUUCUGUUCGAUCUUCCUCAACUGAUUGACAUGAUGUCAAUCGGAACACUUCUGGCGUACACGAUCGUGGCGGUGAGUGUCCUCGUCCUGAGGUAUUCCGAUAACACUAACUUCCGUACGGAGACUCCGAUCCAGGACAAAACCGUGAUCGUUAAGCAGUUGUUUAACUUGAACAUUGCGAAAACUCCAAAUACCAUAUCAGCCAGGAUCGUUAAGAUUAGCCUGCUCGUGUACGCCCUCGUAAUCGUCGCCAUCAGCGCCAUCCUAAUGCACGCCCAGGACUACCUGUCGGCGGACUACCCCCUAGUACUGACCAUCCUAUCGAUCCUUGCGAUGUCCAUCCUGAUCCUCGUGCUCGUGAUCGCCUGCCAGCCCACGGAAAACUCCAAAAUAACGUUCCGAGUCCCUCUGGUGCCCUUCAUCCCGAUGCUGAGCAUGUUCGUCAACGUGUACCUCAUGUUCCAGCUGGGGGCGGCCACCUGGAUCGGCUUCUCGAUCUGGCUGCUGAUUGGUUUUCUGAUCUACUUCACGUACGGGAUCCGACAUUCGACGCUCGGCUCCGGCAGCCAGACGCUAUCCGAGAGUCAGCUGGAGAACCCGUUCGCCAUGAUCGGGGUGGAGAAGGUGUGAUUGAAUUUAUGUGACUUUAGUUGAUAUUCAUUCCGGGUUUAGGUUAGUGGGUAGGGAAUUAUUAAAAUUGUGAUCAAAAUGACUAAGGUUUAUUUAUUUUCGUUACUGAAAUUGUUGAGCAGAGCGAAGUUGAUACAAAAGUGAUAAAAUAAAGAUAACAUUUUA